UUCACCAGCCGAUAUCCGACGAAUUCCGUGUGACAACGGAUCAGCCCAAACUGCGCACGCGCCAUACCUAUCGUUAUCCCGCCAAUCCGAGUCUUCUCGAAAUCUUCGAUUGAUCGAUCCAUUGUUUGUAUCGAUGCCUCAGUGAAAUUUUGCGUUGUUGGAAAAUAAAAAUGGCGCUUUGUCGCGCGUCUCGUGUCAAGUUUCUUUCGUUGGAACGCAAAGUGUACGUACAAGGUAAAAGUGGAAGAAAUUAGUGUAAUCCCGAUAAGAGGUGGAAAGAUUGUGAGAAGAUAAACGGUUAGAAGUCGAUAAAUACAAGGAGAAUAUACGUAUGUAUGCACAAUAUUUAUAUCGAAAUAUUGGUUCGAAAGGAUUUCGAAAAGAUAUCGAUUCGUAAAUCAAUCGGCAUAAGAGAAUUUCUGUUUACGGAUCCUUAUUCGAGGAUUAAGUUUCAAUGUUGUUAGCCCGGGCUACUAUAUCAUUAUUGGAAUAUUAAUGGAUUUUGUUGGAUCGAUGUAAAAACAAUUUCGCGAUUUAAUAUAGAAGGAUAAUAUCGAAUACAGGAAGAUCGUACGAAUCGUGGUGGCAUCAAUUAUCUACUAUUCAGGACUAGCUGAACGGGACGCGGAAACCGUAUACUUGCGAACCGCCGGAGGUGCACCGUGAUUAUGUGACAGUUUUGUGAACGUGAUUAAAUUGACCUCGAUACAUAGUGGACAUCCGCGCUCAGUGCGUUCAGUUCCGAAGUGUUUUCGCUGCUUUUCAGUGAAUUUACCGUUUUCGAUAAUUUCAACGUAUCUAUAAAAAGAACUAUGGUUCGUGCCAAACCUGAUUAGAUCUCCAAGAAAUCUUCAUUCGUUGGAAGAAGAAAUAUUUAUAUUUUUUCUGUUUUAUCGAGGAAACGAUCGAUGGUCAGCGUGUACGGCGUGCAGCUUGCGUUUUAUCGUGGACAUCGUCGUAACGACACCAGGGGCUCUUUGGUGAUGUACGACAGCGCUAGCUGUUCGUACGCAGGUGCGCUCGAAUUAAAAGGAGCCUCCGGAGCCGGAGCCGCGGCCGCGGCAGCAGGAGUAACCGCGGCCGGCGUCAAACAGGAGAAUUGGCCGUAUCGCGGCCUCACCUGCGGUAGCACCUUCCAGAGGCUCAAGGAGAGCGUCGACAAGGCGAAACAAGCGCUCGCCGACCGCGGUGGAUAUCUCUCUGGUGCUUUCUCGCCGCCGCCACGUGCCAAUCCAUCCGCCAUUUCGCCGACCGCCUCCAUCACCGAUGCCAGCAGCUCGUACAAAGGAGGCUGGAGCCACGCCACGUCGCCGGCUCCUGGACAGGGGUACGGAAGCAGCUUAUCCAAAUCGGCAUUGGACACGCACACCCACCUCAGGCAGCCUGAUCCCUAUCAAAUGUUCGGAGCGACGAGCAGUCGGCUCGCGAGCUCCGGUUCCGGUCAGAUUCAGCUGUGGCAAUUUUUACUCGAGCUACUGUCGGAUUCGAGCAACGCCGCGUGCAUUACGUGGGAAGGAACCAACGGGGAAUUCAAGUUGACUGACCCCGACGAGGUGGCGAGACGUUGGGGCGAAAGGAAGUCCAAGCCUAAUAUGAAUUAUGACAAAUUGUCGAGGGCUUUAAGGUAUUACUACGACAAGAACAUCAUGACGAAGGUCCACGGGAAGAGGUACGCGUACAAGUUCGACUUCCAAGGUCUGGCGGCAGCGACGCAGCCCGCCGCCGCGGAUCCGGCCGCCUACAAGUACCAAAGCGAGCUGUUCAUGUCCGGUUACGGGCACGCCAAGUUAAACCUCAUGCCGCCACCGGCCGCCUCCGUCUCGGUCUCCGUUCCAGGUGGCCUUUUCCAAUCUGCCUCCAGCUACUGGUCCACGAGCCCGGGCGCAAACCUGUACGCGGGCCACCACACGGCCUCCGGCCAUGUGCCGCCUCAUCUGGGCACCUAUCCGCAUUACGCAUGACCCACCGCCGAGCACUGGAGCGCCCUGGGUACGCCACGUUAACAACUUUCUACUCGAGGGAAUUUAACCGACCGCCGCCAUCGCGGUCUACGUGCGCCGCCGUCGGCCGGUGUCGACCACACCUACGCGUUUUUCCACAGUCUCUUCCUAGUCUUCGUCCUUCUCCGUAACAAUCGUUUUAUCUGUCCUCUUGCGAUUUUUUUUUUUUUAAUUAUUUUUUCUUUCUUUUUUUAUUUUAGGGAGGGGGAGAGGAUUCGUUCGUCGUAGGAAUUGUUUCGUUAAAUGGUAUUGAUUGAAGAUAGGUUUUUUUUUUUUUAAUAGUGUUAAAUUAUAUGAAGUAAGAAAAAGUGAAUACGCGUCAUUGGAUUGGAUUCGAUAUUUCCGAAAAAAUUGAUUCCGUUUGUUCGUCGAAACGUGGAUGUAGAAGUGAAUUCGUUGUUAUGGGAUGAGCGGUUAGUACCGGUGAGGGAUGGAAUAAUGGAUACCUUUUUCUUAUUUUCUCUGUUCAAAGGCAAGAUUAUUAUCGUAUGAGUCGUAUUGGAACAGAACCCAUUCUAGAAUCGAAACCGAGAUAAAUAGCAUUUUUCAAGAAAACUUUUUAACUCGGUAGUAUUUAAUAAUAAUAAUAGCUAUUUAAGAUACACAAUUACACCGAUACAUAUCCAAUUUUAAAUAUUAAACCUUCUCCUCUCUUUCUUUCUUUUUUCUUUUUUUUUUUUUUUUUUUCAAUCUCACUGUAUCGUGAUCUGUACUACUGCAUCAUCCAUUAUUAUUAAAAGAAAAAUCAAAACGAAAUCCCUAACGAAAUCCUUGUCGAUUUUUAUUUAUUUAUUUAUUUAUUAUUUUUUUUUUCAGAAGAACUAAAAAAAUAAACUUUUAAUCUUCGUUAACGAAUUAUCCAUUGUAUCAUAUAAUUAUUGUAAAUAAGUUAUCUAUAUAUUUGUAAAAGUGUCGCGAUCAAAAAUCAUGAAGUUAUACAAAGAACAAUUAAUAAAGAUCCUUUCCGUUUAUAAGGAUAUUAUUAAGUAGGCGAUGUUUUAAAUCGUAUGAAAUGUAAUCCUUUACCUUUAACAUCGUUGGUGACCAUUCGUGGACAGAUUAAACGAUCCAAAAGU
Molecule: messenger RNA, 3076 nt
Organism: Apis laboriosa (Himalayan honeybee)
Lineage: Eukaryota; Metazoa; Arthropoda; Insecta; Hymenoptera; Apidae
Gene: Ets65A
Product: transcriptional regulator ERG homolog
Exons: 6
Coding region: 909-1961 (350 amino acids)
Biological process (GO): regulation of transcription by RNA polymerase II; cell differentiation
Cellular component (GO): nucleus
Molecular function (GO): DNA-binding transcription factor activity, RNA polymerase II-specific; sequence-specific DNA binding
Source: RefSeq, a predicted model, not a curated record